AGGAAUUUGUUAAAAUACAAAACUGUUUUUACCAGAAGUAAAGAGGUUUCUUGAUAAUUCAAGAUGAGUCCUAAAAGAUUAUCAAGUCGACGUGCAAGUAUGGACACUGUUAGUCAAAGGAAAAAAUUAAAAACUGAUGUUUCAAAUUUGCGAAGAACCUUGAAAGAAAGUGGAUUGACUUUGAAACAUCCUCCAGACAAGUGUAUUGCUUCUCAGGAAAUUACUCAUAUUGUACGCAACAUUAAGAAAAAUCUGGCAAAACAUGUCGAGUUUCCUCUUAAUGUGUCCGAACUAUAUUCAGACUUCGAAAAAGAAUGCAACAAUGCUGAUGUUUUUAAGCAUUAUCUGUUCCCAAAUAUCGCUCGGAUCGCCGAAGACAGCCCUGAAGAGCACCCAAUAAGUGACACUGUGGUGAAAAUUCUACUGAGCGUUCCAACACUGCAAAAUAAAUUAAUCGAUUUCAUAUUUGAAAAGGCCAUAGAUUUAGCUGCAGAAUCAAAAUGUGCUCCAUGGAUACAGAUGAUACUUAAAAACCUGUCUUCCUUGGACAGUAUAAUAGAUUCUGAUAAGAUGUCAUCAAAUCUCAUAAAUUUAUUGGAUAUUGCCUCAGAGAAGAUGGUGAAAUUGGAGAUAAUAACAGCUAUUCCUGAUAUAGUUGGAGACCAGGAACAUAACAACAUUGCCAUAGAAAUGAGCAGGAUUCUGAGUGAAGAACAAGAUCUUAUACCUGCAAUUUUGGAUUGUCUGACAUACCUGUGCUUAUCAGAUGAGCAAUAUGAACAACUGCAAAAGAAAACCUUAAGUAUUCUUGGAGCCUUGUCGAGGUGCAGUUACUUUGCAAAUUUUAUCAAAUUCCUGCUGAUGCCAGGUCGAAUGAGUGAUAAUGCCUAUUUAGAAACUGUACAAGGGUUAAGAAAUGCUUUAGGCUGGCCUACAUGUGUUGCAAAACCACAGGACAUAGCCACAAGCCAAGUUCUGACUGCUACAGCCAUUAGAAAUUCAAUGGUGUCUUCAAAAGUAACAUCAAACGCUUGGUUGAAGACUAUUGCCUCCUGUAAAGUGACCACAGAUCAUAAACCAAUUGAUUUCAUCAUACUUCUUAUAUUAUAUACAACAUCUGAAGAAAAACAGAGACAAGUAGAAAACUUGAUUAGAAAACAAAUAAAAUUAAAUGUUCUGAAGGAUGACUUAUUGGAUGAGUCCUUUGAAAAAUUUAAACCAAUUUUGAAAGAUUACUUGAAAAACUUGAUCGAUCUGACCAAUUCAUUACUAAAAACAAAAAAUGACCCUAUGGUUGAAUCUUUUGCUACACACAUUUAUACUUUAAUGUUAUCACAACUAGAUGAUUGCAGUCAAACUAUUGUAGCGGAAUUGCUACAGCUUGGCCUGGACUGUAAACAAUGUGUAAUGAGCAUUCUAAUCAUACUGAAUAAUGUUGCAUCAAAAAACAUGUCUUUACUAAAGCCCCAAAGUCUUCAAAUGCUCACUUUAUUGGAUAGAAUGGAUGACAUGUCUCUAGCUGAAAUCAGAGCAGUAAUGAACCUAGUAUGUGGCCUUGCAUACAGUUAUGAAAAUUCAGUAAUAAGGGAUGAUAUACAUAUGAUUAUCAGAAAGGAACUGAGCAGCUCCAGUCCAAUUAUUAAAAUCCAGGGAAUUCUUGCAGGUAUACAUGCUGUCAAAUAUCUCAUGGCUUCAAGUUCUGGAGAAGAUGAGACAGUAGAAAUACCAGAUAAUGUUAGUUAUAGCUCUGUUACACACUUAUCGGAGGGAGAUCUUCGUGAAGCUGCACAGAUUAUUGAAUUGAUAAGUCGCAGCACCAAACAGUUCCCAGAUAUGAUUUCAUUCUUUUACGAUGAGUUGUCAAUAGUUGUCCAGUCAGCAACUUAUAUAAAUAAACAUUUUAUAUCCUGGUUAACAGAUGCAGUUACAAAUGAUUUGCAACAAAAUUUCAUUGUAGAUGCUAUAGAAGCAGAAAAGAUUGGCAGUUUAAAGCUAACAAUGCAAUAUUGCCUUAAUGCAGACAGUGAAGUGGAUGAUGUAAUUGCAAUAAAUAUUGCAGGAUUGACUCUGAAAAAAGAUCAAGAGGUAGUGGUUGAAAUUCUGUCGCCUCUUUUUCAACUUGUACAAACUUUACACUCAAAGCGGGAAGACGGAAAUCUAUCUAGCAUUGAUGCUUUACUUGGAUGUCCUAUUGUCAUGCCCACUUUUGAUAUUGAUUUAAUUGAAGAUAUGGAUCAUUCUACUGUGGGCAACAUAUUAGACUGUUUGAUUCACUGUGUAAAUUGGUUAAGAGAACUACUCAAUGCCUUUGCAAGUCAAACAGAUUAUGCUCUUAAAAGUAAAAUACUUAAUAGAGUCCUGCAGGUUGAAGACAUAGAAAUAUUAAUUGGACAAAUUUUAUUAUCAAGCAAAAUUGCAUAUAAACCUCCUGUCUGCACAUUCAAUAUCAAUAAAUACACAGGUGAACAAGGGGAAAAAAAAACUCCUAAAGCACAAAAUUCGAAAUUGAAACCACAAAAGAAAGCCGCGCAAGAUGAUACAGUGCUCCCUGUGACUGUUAAAUCUCAAGCAACACAAAAUAAUGUUAAUUUUAAUAAGAAACUUGAUUCAAUCCACAACAUACCUCUCAGGCCUUUAAAUCUAAAUUUAAUUCACCUGCUUAACUCUGAUCUGACAUCUGAAAAUGAUGAAGAUUCAAAUUUAUCUAUUAAAACUAUGAAGUUUCUUCUGAGAUGUGUUAACACCAAUUUAGAGAAGGUAUUAAUUUCGAAAAUUAAAAGGAAAACAUUUCUAACAAAGCAAGAAAAUGUCGAAACUUAUGACCCAAAGAAAGCAGAAGAAUGUGCCAAGUCUGUAAGUGAAAUACUACCAAAAAUAAUGAAUCACUUGCAGUGUGUAACUUCCUAUAUUGAAAGCCAUAAUAUUGAACAUUCUCAAAAUGUAAAUGGUUUUAUAUUCAGCUCUGAAAUGAUAGAUCAUUUGUUAUGUUUGGAAAGUAUUUAUAACAUUUUCACAAUAUAUUUCAAAUGGAUAGGGUUCAAGAAUAAUCACACUGCUUUACUAAAAAGUUCUUUAAGAACAAUAGCAAUCGCAAGUGAAGGAAAUGCAAUGUCAAUGAAGGACUUGCUGUUGAAUGUUGCGAAGUAUCUACAAAAGCAUGAAAAAUAUUGCUUACAGCUAUCAACUGCCAUAUCUCUAAUAGAAUUUUUGAAGGCCAUCCAAGAAUUUUCAGAGAAUACAACAAUACUAAAAAUUGUGAGAGAUAUGGCUCAGAACUUUUUGUCGCAACAAUGGAAAACUCCUGAUGGAAUUCAGGAAAAAGGACUAGCAUUCAAUCAAAGUGUAGACAGACUGGCCGGACUUUAUUUCGUUAACAAUGAAAUACUUGCUUUGAAAAAUUUAACGUUACAACUAAUGAACGAUAUAAAUGUGCUCAAAACUAGGAAUGAUACACUACUGUCAUUGAAAUGUAUUAAUAAAGCAAACUUUCCAAUUUUGUAUAGAAAUCUUGGAACAGCUCUUCAUGAAGCAGCCAAAACUCGUCUGGAUAAAGGACUGACUAACUCCGAACAUUUAGGACUUUGGAAGGACGUCGCAACUAUUAUGAAAUACAUGUCGGAAAUAGCGAAAACUUUGGAAACGAGGAACAACUUGACGGCGUUUUUCAAGAAAUCUAUUCCAGUGUUAAAGUUGUUUUUGUCUCAAGGAAUCCCUAUUUUGGAGUUAGAAUUCAAAGACGCUACGCAGGAAGUGCUAGAGAUAUUAAAGAUAUUACAGCAAUCGACGAGGUUUUUGCAGUCUCUUUGCUGCCACUCUAGAUUGAAAAAGGAUACUGCAUUGAUGAGCAAAGUACCGUACAUGCGGCAACUACUUGAAACCUUAUUAUACAAAGUAAAAGCCGCAUUGGCAGCCAAUAACUGCUCAGAAGCAUUUUGGAUGGGUAAUCUUAAGAACAAAAACAUUCACGGAGAAAUUAUAACUACCCAGCAAAGUGUGAACAGUGAAGAGUCUUUGGAAGACUGUGAUGAACAACUACCUGAAGAUGAAGAUAGCGAUGAGACUGAUGAUGAAGUGUUGAAUGCCAACUCCAACAAUAUAAAAAACGUUUUGUAAGUAGUGUUCUUAACAAAUGUGCUUUUGAAAAUAUUUGCUUU
Hyposmocoma kahamanoa is the source of this 4154-nucleotide messenger RNA. It is a transcript of the gene FANCD2, whose product is annotated as Fanconi anemia group D2 protein. Gene Ontology annotation, cellular component: condensed chromosome; nucleus. Gene Ontology annotation, molecular function: DNA polymerase binding. The record is from RefSeq and is a predicted model, not a curated record. NCBI's taxonomy places the organism in Eukaryota, Metazoa, Arthropoda, Insecta, Lepidoptera, Cosmopterigidae. Gene Ontology annotation, biological process: mitotic intra-S DNA damage checkpoint signaling; interstrand cross-link repair; homologous chromosome pairing at meiosis. The transcript has a single exon. The coding region runs from base 64 to 4113 and encodes 1349 amino acids.